Penicillium robsamsonii is the source of this 909-nucleotide messenger RNA. Its product is annotated as pyrroline-5-carboxylate reductase family protein. Gene Ontology annotation, biological process: L-proline biosynthetic process. The transcript is spliced from 2 exons. NCBI's taxonomy places the organism in Eukaryota, Fungi, Ascomycota, Eurotiomycetes, Eurotiales, Aspergillaceae. Bases 1 to 909 code for a protein of 302 amino acids. The record is from RefSeq and is a predicted model, not a curated record. Gene Ontology annotation, molecular function: pyrroline-5-carboxylate reductase activity.
AUGGAUAUCCAAGAGGGAACUCUUUGCAUCCUAGGCUGUGGAAACCUAGGCAUUGCCAUCCUAGAUGGCUUGGUCAAUGCACCCGCGGAAAGGUCCAAAGAGCUACCGUUUGCUCGAUACACCGCAUGCGUGCGCAGUGAAAUCUCAGAGAGGAGAAUCUCCGAGCGAUUCGUCGAAUCCCUGGACAAAAUAACCAUUUCUCGCGGCAACGGUGUCCAAGCUGUCCAAAACGCCAACGUGAUCAUUCUAGGCGCCGACCCCGCCGAUAUCGAGACCGUCCUGACACAACCCGGGCUCCGUGAGGCCUUAUCCAAUAAACUUCUCAUCAGCAUUGCAGCCGGCUGGACGAGACAAAAGCUCGAAACCACACUAUACGGCAGCGCAACCACCACCGACAAUACAGCAGACAGGGCCUGGGUGGUGCGCACAUUGCCAAAUAUCGCAGCCCAGGUCUCUCAGUCGCUUACGGCUAUUGAGACAUCGGAGCCUGUAUUGCCGGAACGGUAUCUCCAGAUAACGACGUCGAUCUUCGAGCAGAUUGGCAAGGCGGUACAUGUUGAUCCGAGGUUGAUGAAUGCUACUACCGCUGUCGGGGGCUCAACGCCGGCUUUCUUCGCUGUGAUUUGCGAUGCGAUGAUUGAUGCUGCGGUGGCAGUUGGUCUUCCACGGGAUCUGGCUCAUACUAUGAUCUUUCAGUCAAUGCAAGGGACGGCGACGAUGCUUCAGAGUGGUAUUCACCCUGCUCUGUUGAAGGAUCAAGGGACGUCUCCUGAGGGAUGCACGAUUGGUGGGUUGAUGGUGAUGGAAGAGGCUGGUGUGCGUGGACAUGUUGGACGGGCGCUUCGGGAAGCUGUUACUUUAGCUCGUUUGAUGGAGACGACGCCCCAUGUUAAUGAUACAAGGCAUUAA